AUGGCCUACGUGCUGGCGCUCCGUCCCCAGAGCCCCCUCAAGCGUUCCUUUAGCGACAACCCCUACCUCAGUGCCUGCUCACCCCAAAACGACACACGGCAUGCACCGCCCAUUCAUGUCACGGCUUGCAACAGCUCCGCCCGCUCAUUCUACUCUCUUGGCCAUGGCAGAGUGGGUGAUGGCGCCCGCGUCAACGAGAACACUCCGCCCCUCACCUCGCAGUCGCUGCUUAAUCUUGCUUCUGAGAAGACAGACUUCCCCUUUACUACUGCAGACGUGGCCGGCGAGCCGCCAACACGAAACGGCGGCCUCAAUCGCCCACCACCUUACCUUGCCAGGGCGGGUUCCUACGAGUGGCAGCAUGUGCCAGCGCUCCCUUCCGAACACGAGAGCCUGGACGGAGAAGGCAUCCAAGGCGAUGAGAACGAUUUCGACGAGACGCAUUUGUUCAACGUUUAUGAGGCCAUUCACGUGCCAUCACUCGCAGACCAACAUCUCAACAACGCCACAAGCGAAACGCACGACGAAUGCCAAGCAGCCCCGGCUACCGUGCAGACGCCUUCGCAGCCUUUCCGGCGGUGGAUGAGCACCCUAAGGCGUCGGCAUGCUCAGCGGUGGCGAGAGCAUCUUGUUGACUCGGCUCACUUGUCUGGCAUUGCGACCGACGGCAUGUCGAUCCUUUCACAGCCGCUUGAGCGCCUUUCCAUGUCUGCGCGGAGGACCAACGGCUCUCUGACCUCUUCCAUGGAAUACGUGACCGCGAUCAAGUCUACGACCAUAACGGUUGGAAGUACCAGUAUUGCGCCACGCUCCGAUGGUGGCUUGCAGGGCAAGACUCGCUUGGGAAACAGAAGCAGCAACGUCUCUGAAGCCCGCCGAUCACUUGAAAGUUACCGUGGUGCACUGGGCCCUGUGCUUGAUGAAAGCGCCUGGCUCCGAUCGCUACAACGCCGUAAAGUCGUGGAAGAAUUGAUUGCUUCAGAGGAGAGCUACAUUGCAGACCUCAAAGUCCUGAUCAAUGACUACUUUAUGGUUCUCGCGACCAUCCCUUCUGUGUCAGGACAGACCAAAUCAUCCAUUCAGCAAAACAUCUCUCAAAUCCUGCAAUUGCACGAGGAUCUGCUCGCAGAACUCCAUCACGUCGUUCCUCACGCCGACUUUACAAAGAGCGCGCACCAGGAGGCUUACCCUGCAACAAAAGCCAAACACAUUCGCUUCCAUAGCGCAGACAUUGUGCCCGGACGCUUCACUGAAAACAGGGCUCCUCGGAGGCUGAGACAUUCUUUAGAGAUAGGACGGUCACCUGACCCUAGACCACGCGGACUGGUAACGGACACAACGACGGCGGGCAACAUUGCCAAGAUUUUCAACAAACAUAUGAGGCGCUUCUUCACAUACGAAGAGUAUGGCGCACAUUGGACGACAAUGUCUCAGGACCUGACUUCUAUGUGCAAGGGUCUGCAUGGCUGGCAAGAGUACGAAAGGGGCGUCGAAGCAUUGCAAAAAGUGGUUGCUUCGCAGAACAACCGCGAAGCCGGCAGCAAAAAGGCGCUCAGCUUCCCAGAUCUUCUUAUCAAGCCCAUCCAGAGGGUCUGUAAAUAUCCACUACUCUUCGACGACCUGUGCCGCCACACGCCCGUUUACGAUGACCCGGAGGCGCACGCUGAGCUUGAGAAGGCGCUGUUCCGCUUGCAAGAAACGAUUCGCGAGGUCAACAAAGCCAAGGACGACCCUCAAACCCGGAGGUUGAUUGAAAUCACUUGGCAGUUGCAAGACCGGCUGGUGUUUGAGGAGCCAAAGCUAUCUCGAGCUCUCAUCUUCCGACUACUCGGGCACGUUCUGCUCUGUGGUGUUCUCCACGUGGCCUAUCAGACGCCUGAUCGAAUCAAGGGAUCCUACAUGGUGUGUGUACUAUACAAAUCGUGCCUGGUACUUGCAACAGCAAGCAGAUUCCAUACCCCUUACACCGUUGUUGCCUUGAUCGGAUUGGCCAAUGCGAGUAUCGAAGAGUCGGAUAACGGUCGCGGCAUGCAAUGUCACACUGCACCCCAUACGUGGAAAUUUGUAUUUGAGCAUGGUCAUCGCCUGCACGAGCUGAUUUUCAGUGCGUGCUCUUCUGCAGAGGAAGCAGUAUGGAAGACUCAACUGCGCGAACGUAUUGUUUAUGAGACACACGACUUCGUCGAAGGUCAAUCCAAUAUGCAAGAUAUGUUCACAUCAGUAUCUCUCGAACUCAAAUCCCUUGGCCCGGUUUUUGGUCAUGCAAACAGCUUAGUGCGACGCAUGUCAGUGCACCGAGCGGCGACGCUAGGCGCGAAGACGAACAUGAGCCAGGUAAUCAUCAAGAAUACACAGGCUCAAAAGAUACCCGAAACGCCUCCAACAUUUUCCCCAAGUAUAGUCGCAAGAUCGCAAUCGCAUCUUUCGUCCAAUCACGUCGCCACGCUAGUGCCACGACGAGCCGAGCGCAUUCGUCUGGAAAAUACUCUAGAAGAUGUAUGGACAAAGGAUCUCUUACCUUUUCCGGGCAUGUCGACUCGGAGAAUGGAGAAUCAAAUCAGGGCCUCGGCCAACUCGGUGAUGCGUAAACUGAGCAUGGCAAGCAUCGCCAGCAACUUUUCGCGCCGCUCGCCUAGUCUUUCCAAUGCGAGCAACUCAAGAUCCGAUGACUCGUCUGGAAGCCGUGCUCGCAAGGCCUCCCACGGAACUGUACGGCCUCCGUCAGCAGCCGAUCGACGACCCGCACCAGCGGUGGUAGACUUUCACAACGCGCCAGCCGCAUUCUUACCUACCGACUUUGAAGUAGAGGACACACGACCGUCAACCAGACAUCGGCGCCUCGUCAACCGUACUACCAGUACAGGAGGGCCUACCGAAAGAUGCUCACAGGCCAAGCCAAAGAAGGUCCGGCGCCUUUCUACUCACAUGAUCAACCUCCCGCGAUCAGAGGCUGCUGUACGUGUGGCAGGGAGGAAUACCUCUCACAGUUCAGCCGAGGCGGCAUUGCGUGCAGCACCUCCCUGUACAGACGGCGAGAGGAGCAUGGAGAACAAGAAGCUGAAGAUGGAGGCAUUCAAGGACCGCAGCUCGAAGCCGGGGUUGUCACGCACCACGCCUACGCGGAAGUUUUUCAAGAGCAAGAGCAGGAUAUUUAAUUUUUUUCGCUAA
This is a messenger RNA of Exserohilum turcica Et28A, 3168 nucleotides long. RefSeq lists its product as uncharacterized. The transcript is spliced from 3 exons. NCBI's taxonomy places the organism in Eukaryota, Fungi, Ascomycota, Dothideomycetes, Pleosporales, Pleosporaceae. The record is from RefSeq and is a predicted model, not a curated record. The coding region runs from base 1 to 3168 and encodes 1055 amino acids. Gene Ontology annotation, biological process: regulation of GTPase activity. Gene Ontology annotation, cellular component: cytoplasm. Gene Ontology annotation, molecular function: guanyl-nucleotide exchange factor activity.